Messenger RNA from Strongyloides ratti, 330 nucleotides. RefSeq names its product Pterin-4-alpha-carbinolamine dehydratase. The transcript has 4 exons. Bases 1 to 330 code for a protein of 109 amino acids. The record is from RefSeq and is a predicted model, not a curated record. Gene Ontology annotation, molecular function: 4-alpha-hydroxytetrahydrobiopterin dehydratase activity. Gene Ontology annotation, biological process: tetrahydrobiopterin biosynthetic process. NCBI's taxonomy places the organism in Eukaryota, Metazoa, Nematoda, Chromadorea, Rhabditida, Strongyloididae.
AUGUUGAUAAAAGAACCUCUCAGAUUCAGUCUUCGUUAUUUUAUAGCUUUAACAACUGAUGAAAGAAAUACAUUAUUAUUACCAUUAUUGGAGAAUGGUUGGAAAUUGGUUAAUAAUCGUGAUGCUAUCAAUAAAGUAAUUAUUUUUAAAGAUUUUAACCAGGCAUUUGGUUUUAUGACAAAGGUUUCAUUAAUGGCUGAGAAAAUGAAUCAUCAUCCAGAAUGGUUUAAUGUUUAUAAUAAAGUUGAUAUUACUCUUAGUACACAUGAUGUUGGUGGAUUAUCAAAUAAUGACAUUAAAUUAGCAACAUUCAUAGAUAAUAAUAUUUAG